Molecule: messenger RNA, 1250 nt
Organism: Lingula anatina
Lineage: Eukaryota; Metazoa; Brachiopoda; Lingulata; Lingulida; Lingulidae
Source: RefSeq, a predicted model, not a curated record
UGAAAAACGUGAGCGUUUUCAGAAGUCUCGGAAAAGGAAUUUCACUAGUUAAAAUGUCAGGCUGCCAGCCUGUGUUUGCUGUUUAGUGGGCGACGUAUAAAUCCUGGCGUACCUGACUCGACCGACCAGACCAAUCGGUGCUUGGACUCUUGAAGGAGGUUUUCGUGCAGAUCCCCGAGAACAAUACAAUGGACAGCACAAUGGGUUACACUUCAUCUGAGCUUACAGGUUCUAAUGAUCGUUAAUAUCAGUUGCAUUCUUUCAUUAUCAUAACUGAUAUGUUUAUCGUAUUAGACAUUUAAUGACAAUUUCAAAUAUCGUUUCAAGGCAUAAACCUAACUGACAAUAAUCAUAAUUAAACUGGGCUGGACGACCACGCUUGAAAUUGCGUGAGCGGCAGAGGGUAUAAAGUCUGGAGCCUUGACGACGAGCAAAAGUCACGUAAACCGUCAGUAACAGAAUUAGUUUUUGAACACAGUACACAAUAUUCGUCAAGAAUGGUUACCAAACACAAUAUGUUGUGGAUAUCAGUGACAGUGAUAGUGAUGGUGUUGCAAAAUACAAAUUGUCAAUGGCACCAAACGCUCGGCUGGGGGGCGGCAGGAAUGGUGGGGAAAAGGACGAAUCCUUCCAGCAUUUUCAGCCAAGACAGCCAAGAUGACUCUCUCUGUGAUGAUCGAAGGAACAGCGAAGUUAUGAAACUAAUACGUGACCUGUUGCAGGCUGAGAUCAUGAGGACGGACUAUUGUUAUAAUAGAAAAUUCGAGGAAAACAGAGUCCGGGGAUUCACCAAACAAGAUGCUCCACGGGUUUGAAGGACCAAACUCUGUUUCGAGUGAUACAGCGUCGGCAGCACCAGGCAGGCGCAGCCUUCAGCAUAUGACAGUUAAAUUGUCGGUGACUUCUUUUAUUCAAACUGUUACUUAUGGUUUCUGCUCAGACUUUGAAACCGGAAGGAUGUUUUUAACCCAAAGAUCAUUUAUUGAGGUGGAAAUUCCAUUGGCCCACUGAAAAUGUGCCGCAGUGUAAAACAAAUUACGUUUUCCCGAUAAAGAAACUCUUUAAACCAAAUAAAUCGCUGUUGUGUGUAAUUACUAUCGUAGUUUGGGGUUUAUGUCAUGUUGAGAGAGUUCAUAACCAUGCCAGCGAGAGAGAGCUAGAGCAUUGUUUCAGUUUCCCACUGAAAUCCAAUAAUAUACGGUAUAUGUACUUCCGAUAUAUACCAAAUUACAUUUGAAAAUGGAAUAAAA